CCUCUGUGCAUGUGCGCGCGUGUGUGUGUUCCUGUCAAUCCUCGGAUUUGUGUCUCUGUGAGCAUGUCAGUGCCAGUUUGACCUUCAAGUAAGUGAAUGAAAUUGUUUGGUGUGCAGGAAACCUCUGUGAAGUACUUAUCACUCGCGAGGAAAAGUGAAGAUAUCGUUUUGCCCUCGCAGACGACAGUGAAUUCCUAUCGGCCGUUCGCCGGUUGAGCAAGAUGGCGGACACCGCGACGGGCGAAAAUGUGAACAGCCCUGAGUUAAAAUACUUGAUUGUGGACAAGAAAGACAUCUGCGAUCCGACUACUCAAGCAGAAUGGACAGCCAAGAAGCUCAUAUGGGUUCCUCACGAAACUCAGGGCUUCGUGGCCGCCAGCAUCAAGGCUUCGCACGCCGACGAGCUCGAAGUCGAGGUGCUCGAGACGGGCAAACGUUACAAGAUCAGUAAAGAUGACGUUCAAAAGAUGAACCCUCCGAAAUUCAACAAGGUCGAGGAUAUGGCGGAGUUGACGUGCUUGAACGAAGCUUCCGUGCUUCACAACAUCAAGGACCGAUACUUCUCUGGCCUUAUUUAUACGUACUCUGGUCUCUUCUGCGUGGUUGUGAACCCUUACAAGAAACUGCCCAUCUACACGGAGAAGGUGAUUGACCUCUUCAAAGGCAAGAAGCGGCAUGAGGUCCCACCCCACAUAUUUGCCGUCACAGAUGGCUCCUACAGAAGCAUGCUGCAAGAUCGUGAAGACCAAUCAAUCCUUUGCACUGGUGAGUCUGGUGCUGGGAAAACAGAAAAUACGAAAAAGGUGAUACAGUACCUGGCAUAUGUCGCCUCCUCGAAACCACGAGCGGGAACUUCGGGAGUGCACUCGGAUGUAACGAUCCAGUCCCACGCCCACACGCCUCCUCCAAUCAACAUGGGCGAACUAGAACAACAGCUUCUGCAAGCCAAUCCAAUCCUAGAAGCAUUCGGAAAUGCCAAGACUGUCAAGAACGACAACUCGUCACGUUUUGGAAAGUUCAUUAGGAUCAACUUUGAUGCUUCAGGAUACAUAGCCGGUGCCAACAUUGAGACUUAUUUGUUAGAGAAAUCCCGUGCCAUACGGCAAGCUAAGGACGAGCGGUCCUUCCACAUCUUUUACCAGCUUCUUCACGGAGCGACAAUUGAGCAGAAAAAGGACUACCUCCUAGAGGACGUGAGGGGCUACACGUUCCUGACACAGGGUCACGUCCCCGUACCUGGAGUCGAUGAUGCGCAGGAGUUUAGGAAUACUGUCAAGUCCAUGCAAAUCAUGGGGCUCAAUCAAGAGGACCUCAAUUCGAUUUUCCGGAUCGUGUCUGCGGUACAGCUCUUUGGCAACAUGGAGUUCAAGCAGGAGCGUAACUCUGACCAGGCGACCUUGCCCGACAAUACGGUAGCGCAGAAGGUGAGCCACCUCCUCGGCUUGAACGUUACCGAGAUGACCAAGGCAUUCCUGAGGCCCAGACUCAAGGUGGGCCGAGACUACGUCACAAAGGCCCAGACGAAAGAGCAGGUUGAGUUUGCCGUGGAGGCAAUUUCCAAGGCAUGCUACGAGAGGAUGUUCCGCUGGCUGGUGAAUCGAAUCAACCGUUCUCUCGACCGAACCAAGCGGCAGGGGGCCUCCUUCAUUGGCAUACUUGAUAUUGCUGGCUUUGAAAUCUUUGAGCUCAACUCAUUUGAGCAGCUCUGCAUCAACUACACCAAUGAAAAGCUGCAGCAAUUGUUCAACAACACCAUGUUUGUCCUUGAGCAAGAGGAAUACCGUCGCGAAGGGAUUGAGUGGAAGUUCAUCGAUUUUGGACUGGACCUUCAGCCAACGAUAGACCUCAUCGAAAAGCCCAUGGGUAUUCUAGCUCUCUUGGAUGAAGAAUGCAUGUUUCCUAAAGCAACGGACAAGACCUUUGUGGAGAAGCUCAUGACAUCUCACAAUGUUCACCCAAAAUUCAUCAAAUCUGACUUCAGGGGAACGGCCGACUUCAGUAUUGUUCACUACGCUGGCAAGGUGGACUAUCUGGCCAACCAGUGGUUGAUGAAGAACAUGGACCCCCUCAACGAGAACGUCGUCUCUCUGCUCCAGAACGCCCAAGAUCCUUUUGUGGCUCACAUUUGGAAGGACGCUGACAUUGUAGGCAUGGGAGCGGCAACCAUGGGGGACACGCAGUUCGGUGCCCGUACCCGCAAGGGCAUGUUCCGUACGGUCAGUCAGUUGUACAAGGACCAGCUGAGCAAGCUCAUGGUGACGUUGAGGAACACAAACCCGAACUUUGUGCGUUGUAUCAUCCCGAACCACGAGAAGAAGGCGGGUAAGAUUGAUGCCCCACUAGUACUGGACCAGCUGAGAUGCAAUGGUGUCCUGGAAGGAAUCAGAAUCUGCAGGCAGGGAUUCCCGAACCGUAUUCCUUUCCAAGAGUUCAGGCAGAGGUACGAGCUUCUGACUCCCAAUGCCAUACCAAAGGGAUUCAUGGACGGAAAGUUGGCUUGCGAGAAGAUGAUCGUAGCCUUGGAUCUGGACCAGAACUUGUACAGAGUGGGACAGAGCAAGAUCUUUUUCCGAGCGGGUGUUUUGGCUCACCUGGAAGAGGAGAGGGACAUCAAGAUCUCGGACCUGAUAAUCCAGUUCCAGGCCUACUGUCUCGGAUUUCUUGCCCGAAAGAACUACCAGAAGCGCAUGCAGCAGUUGAAUGCCAUCCGCAUCAUCCAGAGGAACUGUGCGUCGUACCUGAAGCUCAGGAAUUGGGCCUGGUGGAGGCUCUACACAAAGGUGAAACCCCUCCUGCAAGUGACAAAGCAAGAAGAGAAGUUGAACGCGAAAGAGGAUGAAUUGCGGGCCCUGCGUGACAAGAUGGAGAAGGCCCAGCAGAAUGUGAGGGAGCUGGAGCGAACCUUGCAGCAGGCGACAGAGGAGAAGGGCACCCUGCAGGAGCAGCUGCAGGCGGAGACGGAACUGUGCGCGGAGGCCGAGGAGAUGCGUAUGCGUCUGGCGACACGCAAGCAGGAGCUUGAGGAGAUCCUUCACGACCUAGAGGGAAGAGUAGAAGAGGAAGAGGAAAGGUGUCAAGCCCUGACGCAGGAGAAGAAAAAGCUGCAGGUCACGAUAGGUGAUCUGGAAGAACAGCUGGAAGAAGAGGAAGGUGCCCGUCAGAAACUGCAGAUAGAGAAGUAUACGCUGGAGGGAAAACUGAAAAAGCUGGAGGAAGACUACGCACUGUUGGAGGAUACUAGCCAGAAGUUGGCCAAAGAGAAGAAAGCCCUGGAAGAAAGGCAGUCUGAGCUGUCCCAGGGAUUGGCAGAGGAGGAAGAAAGGGCAAAACAUCUGUCCAAACUCAAAGCAAAGCACGAAGCCACACUCAGCGACCUGGAAGAACGUCUGCGAAAAGAACAGCAGAUGCGUCAGGAACUGGAGAGGGCGAAGCGACGUCUGGAAACUGAGCUUAGCGAUCUGCGGGAACAGCUGAAUGAAAAGAAGAUGCAAGUUGACGAACUUCAGCAGCAGCUGGUAAAGAGGGACGAGGAACUGUCGAAAGCUUUGCUCAGGUGCGAUGAAGAGUCUGCGGCAAAGAGUCAGGCACAGAAGGCGUACCGAGAGCUCGAGAGCCAGCUUGCCGAAGUGCAAGAGGACCUGGAGACAGAAAAACAAUCCAGAGCCAAGUCUGAGAAGCAGCGGAGGGACCUGAACGAGGAAUUAGAAGCUCUCAAAAAUGAGCUUCUGGACUCGCUGGACACGACAGCGACGCAACGUGAGCUGCAGAAGCAGAGGGAGCACGAGGUGGCCAGCAUGAAGAAAUGCUUGGAAGAGGAAGCCCAGGCUCAUGACGUGCAGAUUGCAGAGUUAAGGCAGAAGCACCAGCAGGCACUAGAGGAGGUCAAUGACCAGCUGGAUAAUGCUAAGAAGAUAAAAGCCACCUUGGAAAAGCAGAAAACGAACCUGGAGGCGGAAAACGCAGACAUGGCCAACGAGAUCAAGGCCCUGGGUGCAGCUCGUCAGGAAAGCGAGAGGCGCCGCAAGGCCCUGGAAUUCCAACUCCAGGAAGUGGCUGUGAAGCUGGCUGAAGGGGAGAGGAGCAGAACGGAGGCUGUGGAGAGGGCACAGCGGAUGCAGGCGGAUCUCGAAGGUGCUACCCAGCAGUUGGAAGAUGCCGAGACAAGGGCUUCCCAAGCGGCGAAACUAGCCUCGCAGCUGGAAGGACAGCUCGCCGAGACGCAUGACCUCCUCCAAGAAGAGACAAAACAGAAGUUGGCACUUAGUUCUAGACUACGUCAAUUAGAAAGUGAACGUACAAGCCUACAAGAACAACUGGAUGAGGAGGAGGAAUCGAAGCGGAACCUCGAGAAGCAAUACCAGACACUUGCACAACAGGUUGCAGAGGCCAAAAAGAAAGCAGACGAAGAAUCUGAACAGCUCGCUGUAUCUGAAGACGCCCGAAAGAAGCUGCUGAAGGAACUGGAGUCGCUACAACGACAACUGCAGGAAUCGCAGGCCAUUGCGGAUAAGCUCGACAAGUCUAAGAGGAAGCUGCAGGCGGAAGUCGACGACGUGACAGUGGAGCUGGAGAGCCAGCGCGGGAGAGUGUCCGAGUUAGAGAAGAAGCAACGCAAGUUUGACCAGCUGCUCGCUGAGGAAAAGGCAGUGUCCGAACGGCUGGCUGCGGAGAGGGACAGUGCGGAGCGGGAGGCGCGAGAGAAGGAAACGCGGAUAUUGGCGCUGACGAGGGACCUCGAGGAAAGGCAGGACAUGUGCGAAGAGCUGGACCGCGCGCGGAAACAGUUGCAGACUGAACUAGAUGACCUGGUCAACUCUCAGGGUACAGCAGAUAGAAAUGUGCACGACCUGGAAAAGGCAAAGCGGGCGCUGGAAAACCAACUGGCUGCACAAAAGACUCGGCUAGAGGAACUGGAAGACGAGCUGCAACUUGCGGAAGAUGCCAAGCUGCGUCUAGAUGUGAACCUUCAGGCACUGAAGGCUCAGCAUGAACGCGACCAGCAAGCAAGGGACGAACAGUCAGAGGAAAAGCGACGCACUCUUGCCAAACAGGUUCGUGACCUUGAAGCUGAAUUGGACGAAGAGCGUAAGCAACGUUCAGCAGCGUUGACAUUGAGGAAGAAGUUGGAAGCCGACCUGCAGGAGGCCGAUCGGCAGAUAGAUUUGCUAGGCAAGGCGAAAGAAGAGGCAUUACGUCAACUCAAGCGUCUUCAGGGCCAGGCAAAGGACUGGCAGCGAGAAGCAGAAGAGGCACGUGGUUCACGAGAAGAGCUUCAGGCUGCGGCCAAGGACGCCGAAAAGCGGGCCAAGGCCUUGGAGGCCGAGCUGGCCCAGCUGCAGGAGGACCUGGCUGCAGCCGAGCGAGCGCGACGUGCAGCCGAAGCGGACAGGGAUGAACUGCAAGACGAGGUCUCCAGUGCCGUGGCCAAAACAUCUCUCCUCAUGGAAGACAAGCGAAAGUUGGAGGCAAAGGCUCACUCCAUGGAGGAAGAGCUGGAGGAAGAACAGAACAACAACGAAAUUAUGGCGGACAAGUUGCGCAAGUCUCAAGCGCACGUGGAACAGCUGACGGCCGACCUGUCCACCGAGCGCAGCACGUGUCAGCGGCUGGAGAAUGCUCAGUCCGCGCAGGAGCGGCAGGUGAAGGAACUGCGGGCCAAGCUGCAGGAUCUUGAAAGCGGCCAGAAGACUCGGCUGAAGGCCGCCAUAACUCAGCUGGAAAGCCGCCUGCAGCAGGCUGAAGAGCAGCUAGAUGUCUCCGAACAAGAGAAGCAGGCUGCCAUGCGAACAGCCAGGAAGUUGGAAAAGAGACUCAAGGAGGCUGCGAUCCAGGUGGAAGAUGAGCGUAGGCACGCUGAUCAGUACAAGGAACAGGUGGAGAAGACGAACAACCGAAUGAAGAGCCUGAAACGUCAGUUGGAUGAAGUAGAUGAGGAGUGCUCUCGCGAGAAAGCCCAGCGGCGCAAGCUUCAGCGCGAGCUUGAGGACCUCCUCGAGGCCAAUGAGAAGCUGCAGAGCGACCUCAAUGCUGCUCGCAGCAAGCUCAGGAGGACUGGUGCCUCAAGCGGAGCAGCAAGCCGGAGCAUGUUCAAGCGGGGUUCACUGCAAGGCGGAGCAGGCGACGAGAGUCCCACCUCCCUCCCUGACGAUUCGCUCAGCGAAGACAAUCAGCCGUAGCACGCUUCUCUACGCGGUACAACAGAAUAUUAAUGAUGGAUGGGAUAGUCUAUGGUAACAUUCCCCGCUCACUUCUGCGACCCCCUUCUAAAGGCCUCGCGGAAGGCUGUGGUUGUACGUCCGUUUGUUAUUUUUUUUCUCGGCCGUUUCGUUUCUUCGGCUUGUGCAACCGACUUUGCCACCGGCGUCGUUUGCCAAUUUUUUUAUAUACAUACAUAUAUAUAUAUUGUUAAAUAUAAUUUAAUCGGAUACGCUUGUUUCACACGGCGUACCAAUGUACGUGGCCUUAAAGAUACAUUUUGAAUUCCGUGCCAGCUUCCGUUUUCUUGUGUAACAAUAGGAGCCUUACACUUGUUGCAAUGGUGCUUAAAUCCCUCAAUAGGUGGCAUGAGUGCAUGGAUGUGAAUGUGUGCAAAAAAUGCAGGGUUGAUGUAGGAUUUUUAUUUCAUAUUUUUUUUAUACAAGUGGGGGGUUCCAUGUUGCUAAGAGGAACUAUAUUGAGGCAGUGUCGACGUGGACUGCGAACCCUCCAGAUUAUAGUUUUUUUGUACAAAUUAGUAUAUUUGGUUUACUUGCUCAUAAGCUCCCGAAGUGGAGAAAAAUUUGAGUUAUGAACUGGACCCUAUCGAAAGCAGCAAUUUCUUGUGUCGUCUGCUGAUUUGUUUUGUCAGGGCCCAGACCUAUGCCGGUCUCCAACGAAGUGGCGAUCAUCUGAUUAUUUUUAUAUCGUCGGUCAUACUUUAAUACUAUCGCGUCAAAAAUAAAAAUAUGAAGUUUUGUGAAAGUGA
Molecule: messenger RNA, 6964 nt
Organism: Ornithodoros turicata
Lineage: Eukaryota; Metazoa; Arthropoda; Arachnida; Ixodida; Argasidae
Gene: zip
Product: myosin heavy chain, non-muscle-like
Exons: 35
Coding region: 222-6176 (1984 amino acids)
Cellular component (GO): myosin filament; myosin II complex; cytoplasm
Molecular function (GO): ATP binding; actin filament binding; microfilament motor activity
Source: RefSeq, a predicted model, not a curated record